GGCCCAUUAGAACGUCCCGCCACCACGAUCCGCCACGUCCUCCCAGCGCGCUGGAGGCGGAGCGUGCGCAGCGCGAUCCUCGAACGUUAUCGAUUGCCACGCGGGUUCGAACCAUGGCUGAGAGCGACCGCAUACUUCAGGCCCGGGCGCUUCUGCAGCAGUGCCUGCACGCCAGGCUGCAAGUACGCCCAGCCGAGGGAGACGCCGAAAGCCAGUGGGUGGAGGUUCAGAGAGGAUUAGUAAUCUACGUGUGUUUUUUCAAGGGAGCUAAUAAAGAACUUCUUCCCAAAAUGGUUAAUACACUGUUAAAUGUGAAGUUAAGUGAAACAGAAAAUGGCAAGCAUGUGUCUAUAUUGGAUCUACCUGGCAAUGUUCUAAUCAUCCCUCAAGCCACCCUUGGGGGGAGAGUAAAAGGAAGAAACAUGCAGUAUCACUCUAACUCUGGAAAAGAAGAAGGCUUAGAACUUUAUUCCCAGUUUGUGACUCUAUGUGAAAAAGAACUGGCUGCCAACAGCAAGUGUGCCGAAGCUGGGGUUGUGGUGGAACAUGGUACUUAUGGGAACAGGCAGGUGUUGCAGCUGGAUACCAACGGACCAUACACACACCUAAUUGAGUUUUGAAAAAUUAAAAGUUAGCUUCUACAGUUGUUUUCUGGUAUAAAAUGAUCUCAACUAUAAUUAGAUUUUCUUCCUUUUCUUGAAUACACUAAUCUGUGGCAUUUUUAGGAAAGUCAGUCCUGGGUCCCAUCCAUACCUCUGCAACCUGUUAAUUAGAUGGCCUGGCCUUGCCAAGUCACCAAACUCUAGAUCUCAGUCACCUUUUUUCCUGCUUUCCUCAACAUUUCCACUUGAAAACUUGAAAAAUGCUUUCUAGUCACUUUAUAGUCAUUGUGGAAAUGUUCUUAGCUGUAUUUAAGUAUUGUACAUGAAGAAUUUUGUGCGAUCAAGAAAAAUAUGUCUUAUACCCUCAAAUGUAUGAAGUAUGUAAUAAAAAUAACUUUGUAUUAAAAUCAGUUACAAUCCCACACAAACCGAUUACAGUUUUGUCAAUUUUGUUUUACUAUUUUAGUUUUCCAUAUUCUGAGCAAAAACAAUAUGCUAUUUACUAUUCAAUCUUUUAACAAUAACUGUGAAAAUGUAAUCUAGAAAUGUUAUUGUGCAUUAUAUUACUUUCCAAGGACAUCCAACUACUUUAAAUCAUUUUAAAAAUCUUUAGUUGAGGGAGG
Messenger RNA from Ailuropoda melanoleuca (giant panda), 1225 nucleotides. RefSeq names its product D-aminoacyl-tRNA deacylase 2 (gene DTD2). NCBI's taxonomy places the organism in Eukaryota, Metazoa, Chordata, Mammalia, Carnivora, Ursidae. The transcript has 3 exons. Bases 114 to 620 code for a protein of 168 amino acids. Gene Ontology annotation, molecular function: D-tyrosyl-tRNA(Tyr) deacylase activity. Gene Ontology annotation, biological process: tRNA metabolic process. Gene Ontology annotation, cellular component: cytoplasm. The record is from RefSeq and is a predicted model, not a curated record.